This is a messenger RNA of Bombyx mori (domestic silkworm), 3194 nucleotides long. RefSeq names its product cytosolic 10-formyltetrahydrofolate dehydrogenase. Gene Ontology annotation, biological process: one-carbon metabolic process; biosynthetic process; 10-formyltetrahydrofolate catabolic process. Lineage: Eukaryota; Metazoa; Arthropoda; Insecta; Lepidoptera; Bombycidae. Gene Ontology annotation, molecular function: aldehyde dehydrogenase (NAD+) activity; formyltetrahydrofolate dehydrogenase activity. The record is from RefSeq and is a predicted model, not a curated record. Bases 231 to 3011 code for a protein of 926 amino acids. The transcript is spliced from 17 exons. Gene Ontology annotation, cellular component: cytoplasm.
AUUUGUGUUUAUCAGUUGUAGUAUGUGGAACACGGUAAGCUACAUUUGAAAAUUAAAAUACGACUUCUUAUCAUGUAACAUACGAUUGGGGAUUCAAGGUCAGGUGAAGCUUUAAAUAAGAAUGUUUCGAUGGAUUCAUGUUAGUUCAAUCGCGCUCGACUAGGCGCGAAGUGGCUUCUUCGUCGAUUCACCUACAAAGCGAAUAAAAAUUUCUUAAAAGCCAAAGAAACAUGCCGCCAGUAUCAUUGACUGAUCAUGCACCAAAAAAAAGCCUAAGAGUUGCCAUUAUUGGCCAAAGUACAUUUGCAGCUGAAGUUUUCAAACUCAUCCAAAGAGACGGUCAUGAAGUUGUGGGUGUCUUCACAAUUCCUGACAAAGGCAACAGGGAGGACCCUUUAGCUACUAUUGCCGCACAGAAUGGCAAACCAGUUUACAAAUACAAGUCUUGGCGUAUUAAAGGACAAGUCAUCCCUGAAGUACUUGAGCAGUACAAAUCGGUGAACGCCGACCUCAAUGUUCUACCGUUCUGCACUCAAUUCAUACCCAUGGAGGUGAUCACGGCUCCUAAAUACGAGAGCAUCUGUUACCAUCCGAGCAUUUUACCCAGACAUCGGGGAGCUUCAUCAGUUAAUUGGACCUUGAUCGAGGGUGACACUACAUGCGGCUUCUCCAUAUUUUGGGCGGACGACGGCUUAGACACCGGCCCCAUAUUACUGCAAAAGAGCUAUCCCACAACCAUCGAUGACACCGUAGACACGAUCUACAACAAAUUCUUAUAUCCUGAAGGUAUCAAAGCCUUAGCUGAAGCCGUCAACAUGGUUGCGAAUGGUGUGGCUCCUAAAAUCAAGCAGUCUGAAGAAGGCGCCACAUACGACCCAGCUCUUUUCAAACCUGAAACUCAUCUGAUCGAUUGGAGCAAAGGAGGGCUGGCUCUGCACAACUUCGUGCGAGGACUGGACUCAUCACCGGGAGCCACCUCCUUCAUCGAACCUCAGACCAAAGAGGGGAUAAUCGGAGACGGUGAAAAAAUUGAGAUAAAAUUCUUCGGAUCCUCCCUCUGGCAAUCUGAAUAUGAGACCGAAGGAGAUAAACUGUAUAUAACAGGCCUUAAUAAACCAGCCGUGGUCCACGAAGCCGGCUUACUUGUUACUGCCAAUGAUGGAGUUAGGCUCAACAUACAGAGGCUAAAAGUUAACGGGAAGAUGAUCAACGCUCAAAACUUCUUCAAAGCUAGCGAAGAGAAGAUCUCUAUAGAACUGAAUUCGGAUGAGUUAAAGUUCGUGGAGAGCUGCCGCGAGGUGUGGAGGGCGAUUCUUCGCAUUGAAAUCGAAAACCACACCGACUUCUUCGCAUCCGGAGCCGGCUCUAUGGACGUCGUGAGGCUGGUCGAAGAAGUCAAGGACUUGGCGAACGUGGAGCUCCAGAAUGAGGAUGUAUACAUGAACACCACGUUUGAAGAGUUCUAUAGUGUGGCCGUGUUGAAGGCGAGAGGCGGCUCGGAUACAAAAGAGGUUGUUUAUGAGGGACUCGAAAUGGAGGUCAAUAAAAUGAAGAUUAAAUUCCCGACACAGCUGUUUAUUAAUGGCGAGUUCGUGAACGCUGACAGUGGUAAAACCUUGACCCUGAUCAAUCCAACGGACGAGAGCGUGAUCUGUAAAGUGCAAAGCGCCUCGCCCAACGACGUUGACAAGGCAGUGCGGGCCGCUAAGAAGGCGUUCGAUGAAGGGGAAUGGUCCAAGAUCAGUGCCCGUGAGAGAGCACAAAUCUUAUUUAAGUUGGCAGAUUUGAUGGAACAACACAAAGAGGAGCUGGCCACAAUCGAAUCCAUAGACUCGGGAGCUGUCUACACGUUAGCACUCAAAACCCACGUGGGCAUGUCCAUAGACACGUGGCGCUACUUCGCUGGCUGGUGCGACAAGAUCCAAGGCGCCACCGUGCCCAUAAACCACGCCAGGCCAAACAGAAAUCUGUGCAUCACGAGAAAAGAGCCGAUCGGCGUUUGCGCGAUAAUAACGCCCUGGAAUUAUCCGCUGAUGAUGCUGUCGUGGAAGAUGGCGGCCUGUCUCGCUGCUGGCAAUACUGUCGUCAUGAAACCCGCUGCGGUGUGCCCCCUGACAGCGUUGAAGUUCGCCGAGCUGUGCGUCCGAGCGGGGGUUCCCCCCGGCGUCGUGAACAUCCUCCCCGGGAGCGGCGCGGCGUGCGGGCAGGCGCUCGCCGACCAUCCGCUCGUCCGGAAGCUGGGCUUCACAGGCAGCACUCCCAUCGGUCAAACCAUAAUGAAGUCGUGUGCAGCAUCGAAUAUGAAGAAGGUGUCGUUGGAGCUAGGAGGCAAGUCGCCUCUCGUUAUAUUCGAAGACUGCGAUCUGGACAAAGCCGUCAGAAACGGUAUGGCAGCUGUGUUCUUCAAUAAAGGCGAGAAUUGCAUAGCAGCAGGUCGGUUGUUCGUUGAAGAGACGAUACACGACGAGUUCGUACGUCGCGUUAUAGAGGAGACCGAGAAGAUCCGUAUCGGCGACCCACUGCACCGGGGCACUUCACACGGACCCCAGAACCAUAAGGCGCAUAUGGAUAAACUGAUAGAGUACUGCGAGCGUGGCGUCAAAGAAGGUGCCAAGCUAGUGUACGGAGGCAAGAGGGUGGAUAGAAAAGGCUAUUUCUUCCAGCCGACUGUCUUUACCGACGUCACAGACGAGAUGUACAUCGCCAAGGAGGAAUCGUUUGGACCCAUCAUGAUCAUCAGCAAGUUCAGCAGCAAGAAUUUGGAGGACGUGAUCCGUCGCGCGAACAACACGGAGUAUGGGCUCGCGAGCGGCGUGUUCACGCGGGACGUGUCGCGGGCGCUGCAGUUCGCCGAGCGCAUCGACGCGGGCACGGUGUUCGUCAACACGUACAACAAGACCGACGUGGCGGCGCCCUUCGGAGGCUUCAAGCAGUCCGGCUUCGGAAAGGACUUGGGCCAAGACGCUCUCAACGAAUAUCUGAAAACGAAAUGCGUGACAAUAGAAUAUUAAAGUUUUAUUCAAUAAUUUUUUUUUUGUGAAUAUUGUACAUUUCCUUGUAAAUAUUUUGUAUUAGUAAUUAAGAUUUUGUUUGUGUAUGUAUAAGGAUUGACCGAAAAUGGACUCGAUGUAGCAGUCAUAAUUAGUAUUUUUACAAUAUCUGGACGUUUCAAUAAAAUUAUUUUCUUUUAAUAA